AGCGCCCGCUAUGGACUGUGCGCCAGCGCCUCCUCCGCCUGCACAGCAUGGCCACGUCUGGCGCGGGUUCGCAGGUGUCUGUCGCUGCUAGCGCCGUAUCUGCGGCCGCAGCCCAAGUCGAGGACCACAAGGCACACGCGAUGGUUGUGGAGUUCAAUGCCCAGGUGGCUCUGUUCCGCGACCUGCUGAUCCACGUCGGACAGCCCAAGGACUGCCCAGACCUGAGAGAGCGCAUCCGCAAGCAGCGAAGGACCUGCGUGGAAACGUGCCGCCACACGAGUCAGCUGCUGCUUCCCGCAGUCCGCAGCGCUGUGGCGGAGGGCAUCCCCGCAGACAACCCGCACCUGGUGCUGCUGUUCUUCAUCUCGCAGCUGCUGCUGAGAGAGCUCGACAAGUGUCGACGGCUCGUGCAGGUGGUGCCCAUGGAUAUGUCCAGUCUGUAUGAAAACCGACCAGGACCGUCCAAUCUUGGGAAUGUUAUAAGUCAGCUCCUCCUAUGUAAAACCAUCACACCUGACUUCAACCAGGAAGAGCUGUGCAGUAUAGCAAAGGACUCGCAGGAUGUUCUGAAGCUACUGCAGGACAUGCAAGAAUAUCUCCCUAAGUUGGAAGCAGGCACCGAGCGCAGCUCGGCGCUGCAGCAGGCGGCGGACGGCCGCGGCAGCGCGGGCACCAGCCGCGCCGCCGACCAGUGGACGCUGAAGGCGCCUCCGGGCUCUGCGGGCCUCUACAGCAAGGUGGGCUCCCUCUGCUGCCUCUGCAGCCGGCCGCACUACCUGUGA
Schistocerca cancellata (South American locust) is the source of this 782-nucleotide messenger RNA. RefSeq lists its product as uncharacterized. Bases 48 to 782 code for a protein of 244 amino acids. Gene Ontology annotation, cellular component: neuron projection. Gene Ontology annotation, biological process: G protein-coupled receptor signaling pathway. The transcript is spliced from 5 exons. NCBI's taxonomy places the organism in Eukaryota, Metazoa, Arthropoda, Insecta, Orthoptera, Acrididae. The record is from RefSeq and is a predicted model, not a curated record.